Molecule: messenger RNA, 273 nt
Organism: Protopolystoma xenopodis
Lineage: Eukaryota; Metazoa; Platyhelminthes; Monogenea; Polystomatidea; Polystomatidae
Source: the annotation of a GenBank genome assembly
AUGCUACCCAGAAAUUUAUUGCAACCGGAUAACCAGGGACUCUCGGUUCUUCAUCAUGCCAUUCGCGCCGCCGACCGUGAGGCCAUCUUCUUUAUGAUUCAGAUAGGCGUUGACAUGAAUACUCGCAUUCAGGACUCAGAAGAGUUGACGCCAUUACAUCUGGCUGUAUUGACCGGUGUCCCAGAAGAUAUCAUGCGUAGCCUGGUGAGAAUUUAUUCAUUGGAUUACUCAACCAAAUCACCUCUUUUUAGUGGAUUCAGUGGGCGCCUGUAG